Molecule: messenger RNA, 254 nt
Organism: Tuber aestivum (summer truffle)
Lineage: Eukaryota; Fungi; Ascomycota; Pezizomycetes; Pezizales; Tuberaceae
Source: the annotation of a GenBank genome assembly
AUGUCGCUCAGGGUGCCCUUAGUCAUUUGAUAGGAACACCUACAAAAAUCCAGGAAGUCGAUAUCAGCGGCCCUGGUGUUCCUACUGAUGAAUCAGCGGGUACUACACCAAUCGUUACCGGAGCUCCCUUGGAGCUCGAUUUCACCAAAAUUUUCCUUCGCCAGCCUGUCCAAGGCCGCGGUGAAGGCAGUAUUAUCUUCACUGAACAGGAGCUUGGGCUGUUUGCCAGUCAGGUCUGGCGCGGUGCCCAAUGA